AUAAUUGAAGGAUUUAUGAAAUCCAGAGGGUAUCACCAGCUGCUGCUUUGCACAUACCAAGGACAUGAAUAUUUUCCAAUGGAGAAUUUACCUAGCUUAAUAAAUAAAAGUCCAAGAGCAGGUCACAGCAUUAACAUUCAGUGGGAGUGCAGCGAGAAUCAGAUUCAAUCUCUGGCAUUGCUGGGCUUGUGGCUUGUGGUUGAUUUUUUAUUUACUUUGCAAAAGUUCCUGAUAGGCGGAGCAUCUAGUUUCAACUUCCUUUUGCAGCAAGUUCUUUCCUGCACUAAUCACAAUUCUUGGAAGAGGAGAAUUGGACAUUGUGAACAGAGUUAGCUGGUAAAUGUCCUCAUAAAAGAUUCAAAAAAUGAAACUUCUAGCAAAGAUUAUUUGCCUUAUGUUAUGGGCUAUUUGUGUAGCAGAAGAUUGCAAGGAACUUCCUCCAAGAAAAAAUACAGAAAUUCUGACAGGUUCCUGGCCUGACCAUACAUAUCCAGAAGGCACUCAGGCUACCUAUAAAUGCCGCCCUGGAUAUAGAUCUCUUGGAAAUAUAGUAAUGGUAUGCAGGAAGGGAGAAUGGGUUGCUCUUAAUCCAUUAAAGAAAUGUCAGAAAAGGCCCUGUGGACAUCCUGGAGAUACUCCCUUUGGUUAUUUUAGCCUCAUAGGAGGAAAUGUGUUUGAAUAUGGUGUAAAAGCUGUGUAUACAUGUAAUGAGGGGUAUCAAUUGCUAGGUGAGAUUAAUUACCGUGAAUGUGACACAGAUGGAUGGACCAAUGAUAUUCCUAUAUGUGAAGUUGUGAAGUGUUUACCAGUGAAACCACCAGAGAAUGGAAAAAUUAUCAGUGGUGCAAUGGAACCAGAUCGGGAAUACUAUUUUGGACAAGUAGUACGGUUUGCAUGUAACUCAGGCUACAAGAUUGAAGGAGAUAACGAAAUGCAUUGUUCAGAAGAUGGUGUUUGGAGUAAAGAGAAACCAAAGUGUGUGGAAAUUUCAUGCAAAUCCCCAGAUGUUAUACAUGGAUCUCCUAUAUCUCAGAAGAUUAUUUAUAAGGAGAAUGAACGAUUUCAAUAUAAAUGUAACAUGGGCUAUGAAUACAGUGAAAGAGGAGAUUCUGUAUGCACUGAAUCUGGAUGGCAUCCGUUGCCUUCUUGUGAAGAAAAAACAUGUAAUGUGCCUUAUAUUCCAAAUGGUGUCUACUCACCUUUAAGGAUUAAACACAGAACUGGAGAUGAAAUCAGGUACCAGUGUAUAAAUGGUUUUUAUCCUGCAACCUGGGGAAAUACAGCAAAAUGCACAAGCACUGGCUGGAUACCUGCUCCAAGAUGUACUUUGAGACCUUGUGAUUAUCCAGACAUUAAACAUGGAGGACUAUAUUAUGAGAGCAUGCGUAGACCAUACUUUCCAGUACCUGUAGGAAAAUAUUACUCCUAUCACUGUGAUGACUCUUUUGAGACUCCUUCAGGAAGUUCCUGGGAUUACAUUCAUUGCACACAAGAUGGGUGGUCACCAGCAAUACCAUGCCUCAGAAAAUGUUACUUUCCUUAUUUGGCAAAUGGAUAUAAUGAAAAUAAUGGAAGAAAGUUUGUACAGGGUAACGCUAUAGAAGUUGCCUGCCAUCCUGGCUACAGUCUUCCAAAAGAGCAGACUACAGUUACAUGUACAGAGAAUGGCUGGUCUCUUACUCCCAGAUGCAUCCGUGUCAGUAAGUACACUGCUCUGAGAUCCCAGCAUGUUCAUGUCUUUCUAAAUAACAGAGAUGACAUUCUAAUACUCAUCUAUAUUAACUGUGGCAAAAUGUUUAUGUCAACUUGUUUUGCCAGCAGACCUAUUUCAUUUUUGGUUUUUCAAUUGUGUAUAAAUAAAUAUACAAAUUUCUUGAUAAGUACAUAGUAAAAUAAAUUAUCCUAUUAAUGGGCAUUAGUCAAGAAUACAGUAAAAUAAUUUGAACACAAUACUUGUUGGUUAAAUUAAGUCAUAAUGAAGCGGCAUCACUGUCUGGGUAAAUACCCGAGGUUCAUUAUCUCACACCAAGAAGAUUAAGGGCAUGGACACACACACGGAUUGCGUUUAGGGGCACAGGUUUAAUAGGCAAAAGAAAGAGAAAGGACAGCUUCCUCUCUCGUGAGAGAGAACGGCACCUGAAAGUGAAUCCCUGCCCCUGGUGGGGUGCACUGGAUUUUAUAAACAGCCUUGAGGAAACAGUGUCUGAUUUAAAUAGGGCCCAAAGAUUGGUUAGACCAGGAGUGAUAUUUACAUAAUAUGCCGGGAAGUUGGCCGCCACACCCUAAUGUUAUAAAGCAAAUGGGAUCUUUGCCUGGCCAGCGUCGUGUUGCCUUCUCCUUACUGUACACAUGGCUGGCAAAGAGAAGGAAAGAUGCAGCUGCCAUAUGAACAUGCCUAGUCCCAGGUAGCCUUUUCCUAUUGGCACGACUGCUGGCAUUCACCUUGCAAGCUUCCAGCUUGCUUGUCUAUGUUUGCAGUUCAAUUUUAUAGGCUCUUCUUAUUAGAAAGAAAAGGAUUUGGGGGCUGCUUUUCAUUAGAAGGAAAAAUCUUACCAUUGACAACUGUACCCGCAUUAUCUGCCUAAACAAUUUUUUCUUAACUCCUAUAUCAAUAUUAAUAUUUACAUUGGAAUCAAUCAUUUGACUCAAAGUAAUUAUACAAUUUUAUUUUAAAAUAGAAAGUAAAUAUAGUGAUAGCCAAAAAUUCAUAUAUUCAAGCAGUGAUAUGACAUUUUUACAGUAAAGCUAUUUGACUUUCUCUAGUAUAUGUAAGUACAAAUGGGUAUUCUGGGAUAUCGUGCAUAUUCUACUCUUAGAAGGUUUCCUACAGUGUUUAUUCUAAUAUACAUUUAUAUCAACAGUUCCUUCUUUGUUUACAUGUUGUUAAUGAUUGGUGAUGUCACAUUUUAAUAUUUACAAAUUGAGUGGCUAUGAAAUGUUAUAGCACUGUAGUGUAAAUUUGCAUUUCUUUCUUUUUUUUAAUUAUACUUUCAGUUCUAGGAUACAUGUGCACAACGUGCA
This is a messenger RNA of Cercocebus atys (sooty mangabey), 3021 nucleotides long. It is a transcript of the gene CFH, whose product is annotated as complement factor H. The transcript has 9 exons. The coding region runs from base 365 to 1888 and encodes 507 amino acids. The record is from RefSeq and is a predicted model, not a curated record. NCBI's taxonomy places the organism in Eukaryota, Metazoa, Chordata, Mammalia, Primates, Cercopithecidae.